Molecule: messenger RNA, 1515 nt
Organism: Paraglomus brasilianum
Lineage: Eukaryota; Fungi; Glomeromycota; Glomeromycetes; Paraglomerales; Paraglomeraceae
Source: the annotation of a GenBank genome assembly
AUGCUAGACUAUAAAUUAUUACACAUUCGAUAUCAUCGUAAAGGGUAUAAAUCAGAUGAAUAUAAGGCAGCACGGAAAAUCGUACACCUUCGAGUUGCAAAGCGUUUACUGCGAUUGUGUAAAAUAAAUACUGGUGUUUAUAUCAAGGCUGGUCAACAUCUUGCAUCUUUGACGUACAUAAUACCACGAGAAUUCACAGAAACCCUCGCCGUGCUGCAAGACAAAGCCCCAUAUAGAAGUAUGGAAGAUGUAGAAAGGGUGUUUAAAGAAGAGUUCGAUGGAGCUGUUCCGAGUGAUCUGUUCUCUGAAUUCGACGAGACACCUAUCGCGGCGGCUUCUUUGGCACAAGUGCAUAGAGCUAAAACAAGAGACGGAAGAGAAGCAGCCGUCAAAGUACAAUAUCCGGAUGUGUCUCGGCUGUUUAACGUAGACGUGUGGACUAUGCAAACCAUGUCAGAUGUGAUCUCGCAUUUCUUUCCUGAAUUCGAACUGGGAUGGAUAGUUGUCGAGUUUAAACAAAAUCUAAUAACAGAGUUUGAUUUUGAAAACGAAGCUCGAAAUGGAGAAACAACUAAACUGAGAUUCCGACAUCAUGGAGACCAGUUUUCUGUGCCUCAGAUCUAUUGGGAUCUGACGACGAAACGCAUUCUGUCGAUGGAAUUCAUUCGCGGCGUUAAAAUUAACGAUGUCGAGGGUUUGCGAUCACUUGGUGCUGAUCCAGUCUGGGUGCGCAAUUACUUGCUGAAGAUAUUCGCUGAAAUGAUAUUCUGUCACGGAAUAGUUCAUUGCGAUCCACAUCCCGGGAAUGCACUGGUUGCUCUGUCUCCAACGACAAAUAAGCCGCAACUGGUCCUUCUUGAUCAUGGGCUUUAUCGAGAGUUGUCUGAUGAGUUUCGAAAAGUAUAUUGUGGACUAUGGAGAGCAUUACUUUUGAAUGACAAUAAAGGAUUGAAGGAGGCAGCAGAAUUCUUGGGCGUAGCAGAGUAUGUGCAGUUUCUUCCGUUAAUAUUUACUCAACGGUUGCCCGACUCGUUGACACCACUUGGAGAAGACAUGCCGGACGAGGAACGCGCUAUGGUGCACGAUCAGCUCAAGAGUGUGACGCUUAAUGAUUUUUUAAUUUUCCUUGAAUCUCUUCCGCGUGAUAUGUUGCUUGUAUUUCGUACGAUCAAUUUGCUACGCGGAAUACAUAGAGAAUUGGGUGGUAACUCUAUCGAAUCGUUUAAGAUUAAUGCUCGUUAUGCAACGCGCGGGUUUUGGUGUGAAACCCGGGAGGAGGAAAAGCAGCGUAUACAGAAGGCGAAGGCACGUGGAUUAAGUGGAGAUGAAGCGAUGGUCGGUCCGGUACGAAGAUGGUAUCUGUUUUCCGACGCUCCGAACAUUUGGAGAAGUUGGGGAUUUGUUAAAGAUAGACUAUAUAUGAGCAUUCGUCUGCGAGUAGCGGAACUGCUUGUGAGAUUUCUUCGGUGGUGGUAUGGUACGAGGACCACACCAUCGCUGGAGGCAGUAGUAUAG